CGGGUUCGGGUGCUCGAUGUCUCUCCGCCGCCCGUCCGAUAAAACCAAUAAGUCCCCCGAUACUGCUGAUCACACUCAUUAUUGAUCACCCUAACCCCGGCGGCGCCCGGUCGCUUCACGGAGAGCAGCGACCCGCUAACGGUCGCUAACGGUCGGAGCUGCCAACCGUCGCUAACGGUCGCUAACGGUCGCUAACGGGCGGACUUCCUCUGAUCUCUCUACGACGAGCCUCCUGUCUCUCUUCUCCCCUGUCGUCCUGCAGCUGGCGGGUCUCCAUCCCAUCCUGCCCAUCAACAUCCUGCUCAGGGGCUUCACACACUCAGUCAUUGUAGCUCUGUCCGUCUGCACGACAGCUGCGUCAGACCGGCCUGACGCCUUUCAUCAGGGGGCGCGAGCAGCCAAAGCCCAUGGUAAGCGCGACACAGGGAUCUUAGAGCCGCAUAUUCUGGAGAGUCGCUGCGUUGCCUUCCAGUGUCGAGCCAAGAAGUAUUCAGAGGGAGGUGAAGGUCCUCGACACGGAGCCUUAAAGCUAGCGAUGCCCGGAUCCACGCCGGCCAGCAGCAAGGCUCGGGUGUACACCGAUGUCAACACACAGAAGAACAGAGAGUACUGGGACUACGACGCACAUGUGCCAAACUGGAGCAAUCAAGACAACUAUCAGUUGGUGCGUAAAUUGGGUAGAGGGAAGUACAGUGAAGUAUUUGAGGCCAUAAAUGUGACCAACAAUGAGAAGGUGGUGGUGAAAAUCCUCAAGCCCGUCAAGAAGAAGAAGAUCAAACGGGAAAUCAAAAUUCUUGAAAACCUGCGCGGGGGAACCAACAUCAUCCGUCUGGUUGACACGGUCAAAGACCCGGUGUCCAGAACACCAGCGCUUGUCUUUGAGUGCAUCAAUAACACAGAUUUUAAGGAGCUUUAUCAGAAGCUGACAGACUAUGAUAUCCGUUACUACAUGUAUGAGCUGCUCAAGGCUCUGGACUACUGUCACAGUAUGGGCAUCAUGCACCGGGACGUGAAGCCCCACAACGUGAUGAUCGACCACCAGAUGAGAAAGCUGCGUCUUAUAGAUUGGGGUUUGGCAGAAUUUUACCAUCCCGCUCAGGAAUACAACGUCAGGGUGGCCUCCCGCUAUUUCAAAGGGCCUGAGCUGCUAGUGGACUAUCAGAUGUAUGACUAUAGUUUGGACAUGUGGAGUCUAGGCUGCAUGUUGGCCAGCAUGAUCUUUCUGAAGGAACCGUUUUUUCAUGGCCAGGACAACUACGACCAGCUGGUCCGCAUUGCUAAGGUCCUCGGCACCGAUGAGCUCUUCGGCUACCUGCACAAAUAUCACAUAGAACUGGACACUCGCUUCAAAGACCUGCUGGGACAGCAAACGCGGAAGCGCUGGGAGCAGUUCAUCCAGUCGGAGAACCAGCACCUGGUGAGUCCGGAGGCUCUGGACCUGCUGGACAAGCUGCUGCGCUACGACCACCAACAGAGGCUGACUGCUGCCGAGGCCAUGCAGCACCCAUACUUCUAUCCUGUGGUGAAGGAACACGCAAACGCCAACACAGACGGCACAAAGGCCAUAAGCAGCUCCAAUGCAACAUGAUAACCAGAGAGCAGGAAGAAUCUUUGUUACCUCAACUUGUGACCUUUUCGUGGCAGAAACUUCUGCCUCCACACCAACAGCCAUACUGGAGCAAGAUGUCAAUUUUGCAGCAUACACAAACACGCACGGAUUAAACUUCUCCCAACAAAACCCGGAGAAUCUGCGCUGCUCGGUCCGUGUCACAGAUAAAUCUGAUCUGAAAUCAGACCUGACCCCCCCCUACUCCUCCUCCUCCUCCUGCCUCCUCUUCCUCCUCCUCAUCCUCCUGCCUCCUGCCUCCCGACACUCCCCUCAACCUGUUUUUAAUAUGAGCAAAAAUGACUGUUGUUGGAUCAGUAUCAAGCCGGUGUUGUGCUGUAAAGACGUUUUGUCCGUCAUUACGAUGCUGUGGUGACCUGAGAUCCGGUUCCAGGUUUUAGCACUGAGUGGCAUGGAGGCUCUUUUCUGCUAUGGAUAGAACAAAAGCUAUAUUGAAAGAGAAUAAACCAUUUUUAUUUAAA
Molecule: messenger RNA, 2088 nt
Organism: Dicentrarchus labrax (European seabass)
Lineage: Eukaryota; Metazoa; Chordata; Actinopteri; Moronidae
Gene: csnk2a2a
Product: casein kinase 2, alpha prime polypeptide a
Exons: 13
Coding region: 536-1588 (350 amino acids)
Biological process (GO): protein phosphorylation; regulation of chromosome separation
Cellular component (GO): protein kinase CK2 complex; nucleus; cytosol
Molecular function (GO): ATP binding; protein serine/threonine kinase activity
Source: RefSeq, a predicted model, not a curated record